AUGCAGGACCUUGCUCCAGAUCUGAAUGCAUCCUUUUCGAGCAUUGUACCACAGCCAGCUGCUAUGCUCACCGAAACAUACAUGCACGGUCUCGCCGUCACCCUCGGCCUUCUCCUCUUCCCCGUCAUCACCGCCUUCUACAUCCACAAGGACUACUGUGCCUUCCUAUCCCUCGGCCCUGGCGGCACUCCCGCAACACCCAUAGGCUACCUCAAAAUCAAGCUCCUCUCGCUCAUCUGCCUGCGGGAUCCGCGGCGUCCCAUUCCCAUUCCACCACACUACCGGCCGCAGAGAGGCUACUUUAUCGAAGACGCACUGCCGCACCGCACUGGCCAUAAGCCAGAGAUCCGCGGCAUAGCUCCGCAGCGCCAGCAAACGCAGAUUAGCACAAAGGAAAUCUACGCAAAGCUUGUACUCAAGAUCAAGGAGCUCGCGAGCGAUCCCCGCAACAGGCUCACGGAGCGAACCAGUUGCUUCGAGAAGCACAGCACCGGCCUCUUCACCAGCAUCCCCAUUACCAGGACCUGUGGAGGCGAGAUAUGCCAUGCACACCCGAGCGACGGCUCCAUGCACCUGACGCUGCACCCGGCUGACGCGAAUCUCAUCAUGGCUCACGGCUGGGGCGAGCGCCAUCCGUUGGCGCGGGGUGGGUGGUGCAGAAAGUUUGUCCCUCGCGAAUUCAUGCUCGUCUACGCGCCCAGAGACGACGAGGAGGUCGAGAUUGUAACCAAGAUUGUUGCAGCCAGUAUCUGGUGGGUCAGCGGUAUCAAUGUCAGUGGGGACACCGAAGGUCCGAGAAGGAAGAGCGCAGACGUGGCGGCUAUCGGUAGGGAGAUGCAGGGAGACCAGUGCUGGACUUGUAGGAUGAACACGUGUGGGGGUAACAAGGUUGAGCAAAUGGCGAGCGAUGCUUGA
Bipolaris zeicola 26-R-13 is the source of this 915-nucleotide messenger RNA. RefSeq lists its product as uncharacterized. Bases 1 to 915 code for a protein of 304 amino acids. The transcript has a single exon. The record is from RefSeq and is a predicted model, not a curated record. NCBI's taxonomy places the organism in Eukaryota, Fungi, Ascomycota, Dothideomycetes, Pleosporales, Pleosporaceae.